Messenger RNA from Peromyscus leucopus (white-footed mouse), 3816 nucleotides. RefSeq names its product thrombopoietin (gene Thpo). Gene Ontology annotation, biological process: cell population proliferation; positive regulation of hematopoietic stem cell proliferation; thrombopoietin-mediated signaling pathway. The record is from RefSeq and is a predicted model, not a curated record. Gene Ontology annotation, molecular function: hormone activity; cytokine activity. Lineage: Eukaryota; Metazoa; Chordata; Mammalia; Rodentia; Cricetidae. The coding region runs from base 484 to 1911 and encodes 475 amino acids. The transcript has 6 exons. Gene Ontology annotation, cellular component: extracellular region.
GGUAGACCAGGCUAUCCUCAAACUCAUGGAGAUCCACCUGCUUCUGCCUCCCAAGUGUUGGGAUUAAAGGCAUGCUUUGGGGCCAGUCUUAACCAGGUGCAUACCCCUUCACUCCCCAGCUCCCUCCAACUGCCCAUACCCUCUUUCCUAUAACAGGGUCAUUCCCUAAUAUAGGCAACACCUAAACUGCCUGUUGGAAAGGGAAAUGCCAGGAAAGCUAGAGAGCUGUUGGAUUUCGAUAGCAGGUAUAGUGUUCAGGGAAAAGAAAUUUGGAGAGCCAGGAGCUGAAACUCCAUCAAUCUAAAACAAGACCUCUCUUUCCCAUGGACAAAUGAAUUCUCCUGGACUAACCCUCUCCUGCCCCCUCAGCCAGAUCCCAGGUUCUCAUAUCCCUUGGUGCAUGUAGGACAUGAGACAGCUCCCCCUAUGUAAACCCUCUCUGGAGCGUGUGUGGGUGGAAGAGCUGGGCUCCAUUCAUGGACCAUGGUCCAGGCAGGGGCUCCAGUUCCAGUAAGUAGGAAAAGAACUCGUCAUUUCCGGGGCCUUCACCAGGGCUUGGUGGCUCUGGGCUUUCUGAUUGGGUGGAAGUGGCCUGGGCAGGCUUGUGACCCCACGGCAGAGGAGGGGCUGUGCCCCAAGAGUGUCUUCCUACCUACCUGCUCCCCAGAGUGCGGCCUGCUGUGCACCUUGGUCCUGGAGCCCUUCUCCAGCCGGACAGAUUCCUUAGCCCACCUGUGCCCCAACCACUCUGCAGAAGUGCAAGAGUUCAAGCCGCCUCCAUGGCCCCAGGAAAGAUUCAGGGGAGAGGCCCCAUCCAGGGAGCCCCUCCAGCCAGACACCCUGGCCAGAAUGGAGCUGACUGAUCUGCUCCUAGUGGCCAUGCUUCUCCUUACUGCAAGACUAACUCUGUCCAGCCCAGCUCCUCCUGCCUGUGACCCAAGACUCCUCAAUAAACUGCUCCGUGACUCCCAUCUCCUUCACAGCCGGCUGAGUCAGUGCCCUGACAUCAACCCUUUGUCUACGCCCGUCCUGUUGCCUGCUGUGGACUUCAGCCUGGGAGAAUGGAAAGGCCAGACGGAACAGACCAAGGCACAGGACAUUCUAGGGGCAGUGACCCUUCUACUGGAGGGAGUGAUGGCAGCCCGGGCACAGCUGGAACCCUCCUGCCUCUCAUCCCUGCUGGGACAGCUUUCUGGGCAGGUUCGCCUCCUCUUGGGAGCCCUGCAAGGCCUCCUGGGAACCCAGCUUCCCCCACAGGGCAGGACCACAGCUCACAGGGAUCCCAACGCCAUCUUCGUGAACUUGCAACAACUGCUGCGAGGAAAGGUGCGCUUCCUGCUGCUGGCCGAUGGCCCCGCCCUCUGUGUCCGACGGGCUCCGCCCACCACAGCUGUCCCAAGCGGUACCUCCCAACUCCUCACCCUAAACGAGCUCCCAAACAGGACUUAUGGAUUGUUGGAGGCGAACUUCAGUGUCUUAGCCGGAACUCCUGGCCCUGGGCUUCUGAGCAGGCUUCAAGGACUCAGAACCAAGAUUGUCCCUGGCCAGCUGAAUCAAACCUCCAGGUUCCCACACCAAAUCCCUGGAUACCUCAACAGGACACACGGACUUGUGAAUGGAACUCGGGCUGCCGCCUCACUUCAGACCGUGGAAGCCCCAGACAUUCUGCCAGGAGCUUUGAACAAAGGCUCCCUGCCACUCAGCCUCCAAAGUGGAUAUCCUCCUCCUCCUCCUCCUCUCCAUGCUGAUGGACACACACUCUUCUCUCCUUCACCUACCUUGCCCACCCACAGGUCCCCACCUCAGUUCCAUGCCCCCUUUCCUGAUCCCUCCACCCCUGUGCCUAACUCUGCCAGUCCUCAUCCAAUCCCAGUGCACCCUCAUUCCCAGAAUUUGUCUCAGGAAGCAUGAGGGACAUGGGCACCGCCAGCAUCUGCAACUUCUCUCAGGCACAAGCCUCCUUCCCCAGGAGAGGCUUCGAGAGGGCACUGCAUCUGUACAUGUCUCGCUUUCCCUGGGAAAGGGGUACACAGGACAGGUUGUCAUAAAACUUUAGGAGCUAUUUUUUUUUAAACCUAUCAGCAAUAUUCAUCAGAGCAGCUAGUUAUCUUUGGUCUAUUUUCUGUAUAAAUUUGAAAAUCAUUAAUUCUCUAUAUGUGUUUUCUACAAAGGGCUAGACUGGCCUAGCCUCUGAACCGAGGGAGAGAUUAUCAUUGUAUCAGAAAACAAGAAGGUUGUUUCCUUUGCUUCAAGUUUAAGCCCCCCAGUGCCCUCAUUCCCCUCACUGUGAGGCUAAGUGAGCCUGGUCAAGGGAUGCUGGUCCUGUUAAAGGAACAGCAAGUUACCUCUCAGAAAGGCUGCCCGUUUAGAGACAAAACUGAGCCUGGAGGAGAAUGAAUGAGAGCAUGAAGAAGCCAACUAAAGUCAGGGAGGGAUGUUCUUCACUGGAACAGCAGAUCUCCUGGACCCCACCUCCCAAGAAAGCUAACAGGAAACCUGGGGAACGCCACACCCCAGGUAAGGCCGUUGCAGGCGGUUCAGUAAAGACUAGACCUGGAUGUGGCAGCUGAGCAAACAGCUAAGUGCAUCAGCAGCUCAGCAGGAGCUUAGCCAGGCCUGGGCUCCUGCUUCCCUCCUGUGGAGGUCAGGCGGAAGUGCAGGAAGUGGCAGGAGUCGGGCUCCACAGCUCACACAGCAGGACCAGCACAGAGCAGGGCAGGCAUCUAAAAAGCAGCCUUGUGUGACCACCAUGAACUCUACUGGGAACCCCCAAUAUGAAGGCAGUCUUCUGGAGUUCUGCAAGUAAGUGCUUUGUUGGUGAUAGAAGUUUACGGUGCAGAAAACCGAAAACUGUAUUGCCAGGGUCAACCUGCUAGCUACUCCAGUCUGUGAGAAGGCUUGAGAGCAUCUUCCUUACUUUUGUCCCACAGAAAAGGAGGAAAGGCUACCACAUAGGCAGAGAAGCCAGGAUCUCAAAGUUCCAAACAUUGCCACAAAAAAAGCAAGGGAAAGAUGUGCUUCACAGAGGCAACAGGUGCCCCAGAGUCUCCCCCAGAACUCUGUAUGGUAUUAUCCAUUUGUUUUACACAUGGUACCAAGGCCAGAUGGGCUUCUUAAUGCUCACACAGCCUUCAGGCAUAAAAAAGACACCCUGGGAGUUGGGGAUUUAGCUCAGUGGUAGAGAGCCCUUGCUUAGCAAGCGCAAGGCCCUGGGGCCCUGGGUUCGGUCCUCAGCUCUGGGGGGAAAAAAAAAAGACACCCAGUCUGAGUGGCAGCCCAUUCAUCUACCCAGUGUGGUGCCGUCUGAUGGGUCCUUCAGUGAGUCUGUGUAACAGAGAGACAUCCGCGUCCUUGGAGAGUAAGCACGCUCUUAAGAAGCUCUCGAGUAGAAGAGCAGAGCUUGUGGUGGGGAUGACGAUUCAGCCAUCUCCAAGUGUCCCUGUGGGCAGAACCUGAAGAAUCAACAAAUGCACAAAGCUUAAAAAAAAAGUUACAAAAAUCUCACGGUGUCAGUUUCUACACAAGAGGGAGUCGUUCAUCCACACUAAUUCUAGGAUAACGUACGUAUAAUUUGUAAUUUGCUGUAACGCUAAAGGAGGUUUACCUUUAACAUUUAAAAAUAAACGUAGGGCGAGUGAGAUGGCUCAGGAGGUGGAAGUGCUUAGUGUGCAAGCUGGUCUGAGUCUGAUGCCUGGAGCCCCCGGAACGGAAGGAACCAAUUCCCAAAAGCUGUUUUCCAAUUCCAUUAUGCACGCCAUCACAUGCUGACGCCCACACUUGCACAUACAUACACAUACACACACACACACACACACA